Molecule: messenger RNA, 4276 nt
Organism: Xyrauchen texanus (razorback sucker)
Lineage: Eukaryota; Metazoa; Chordata; Actinopteri; Cypriniformes; Catostomidae
Gene: rmc1
Product: regulator of MON1-CCZ1
Exons: 20
Coding region: 140-2107 (655 amino acids)
Biological process (GO): regulation of autophagy
Cellular component (GO): late endosome membrane; Mon1-Ccz1 complex; lysosomal membrane
Source: RefSeq, a predicted model, not a curated record
CGUCGCAUGACGUCAGAACACGCGACCGAAUGAGUAUCACAUGACUGUCUCACGUUGACGGAUACGGAAGUAGCAACGCCAUCUAUAAUAAAAACAAAAUAGUUGCGAAAUAAAAGUUCUUAUUUAUUUACGAAACGAAAUGAGUGACGAAUAUUAUCUCGAGCUAAGCGAUAACCCCGUUCAGUUUGAGAACGCGUCGAGUGUUAAUAAUGUGUUUUUCGACGAGGCGAACAAGCAGGUGUUUGCUGUGCGAUCUGGUGGGGCCACAGGCGUUGUGGUUAAAGGACCAGAUGACAAAAGCUCUGUGGCUUUCAGAAUGGAUGACAAAGGUGAAGUGAAGUGUAUAAAAUUCUCCUUGAGGAACAAAAUUUUAGCUGUGCAGCGCACUUUAAAAUCAGUUGAUUUCAUAAACUUUAUUCCUGACUAUCCGCACAUAGAAUUCUCCCAUGAGUGCAAGAUGAAGAAUGCCAGUAUUCUUGGGUUUUGUUGGACCAACUGGAAUGAAAUUGUGUUCAUCACCGACCAGGGAAUAGAAUUCUAUCAGGUACUUCCUGAUAAACGGACCGUGAAGCUCUUAAAGAGUCAGAACAUCAACGUGAACUGGUACAUGUAUUGCCCAGAGACAGCUGUGCUUCUCCUUUCCACAACUGUACAAGGCAAUGUUUUACAGCCAUUUGCUUUCAAGAGUGCAACCAUGUCAAAGAUGUCCAAGUUUGAGAUUGAGCUGCCAGCGGUGCCCAAACCAGCCAAACUUAGCCUUUCUGAACGAGACAUCGCCGUGGCAACAAUCUAUGAUCAGCUGUAUGUGAUGUAUCUAAAGCAUCAUUCCAGAACCACUAACAGCCCAGGAGCAGAGGUAGUCCUGUAUCAUUUACCCAGAGAAGGCACCUGUAAGAAGACUCAUGUGCUCAAACUGAACACCACAGGCAAGUUUGCCUUGAAUGUUGUUGAUAACCUAGUUGUGGUGCAUCAUCAAAGCCCUCAGACGUCACUCAUCUUUGAUAUUAAACUGAGAGAGUCAGACGGUUCUGUAAACACUCAUCAGCCUGUGCUUCCUGCUCGAUCCAUCAACCCUUUCAAGAUCCCUCUAACAGGACCUGCAGCUGCUCCGAGUCAGGCCCCUGUGCCCUGUGAACUUUACUCAUCUUCUUGGAGUGUCUUUCAACCAGAUAUCAUAAUCAGUGCCAGUGAAGGUUAUCUGUGGUACCUCCAGGUGAAAUUGCAGCCCACUCUGAAUCUUCUACAAGAUAAAGGCAAACUCAUGGACUUCCUGUUACGCAGACGAGACUGCAAAAUGGUUAUCUUGUCUGUGUGUUCACAAAUGCUUGUAGGGGGAGAUAAAGGGAACCUGUCAGUGGUGGCAACAGUGUUUGAUAAACUUAACCAAGUGUACAAAGAAUACCUGGAUGCAGAGCAAGCAUACACUGCAGCAAUGGAAUCUGGGCCCAGUCGCUCCAGCAAUUCCUAUAAAAGGCCUGUCCGGACACAGGCAGUGAUAGACCAGUCCGACAUGUACACACAUGUGCUCUCCGACUUCACUGAGAAGAAGGGCAUGAACCAUAAAUUUAUCAUCGCAGUCCUCAUGGAAUACAUUCGCUCCCUAAACCAGUUUCAGAUUCCUGUCCAGCACUACUUGUAUGAGCUGGUUAUCAAAACUCUGGUCCAGCACAAUCUCUUCUACAUGCUUCACCAGUUCCUGCAGUAUCACGUCCUGAGUGACUCCAAACCACUGGCCUGUCUUCUGCUGUCUCUAGAGAGUACCUAUCCACCUGCUCAUCAGCUUUCUCUAGAUAUGCUCAAGAGGCUCUCCACCGCUAAUGAUGAGAUCGUGGAGGUUCUUCUGUCCAAGCAGCAGGUUCUUGGUGCUCUGCGUUUCAUUCGGAGCGUUGGUGGCCACGACAACGUCUCAGCUCGAAAAUUUCUGGAUGCUGCACGGCAGACAAGCGACACAAUGUUGUUUUAUACAAUCUUCCGCUUCUUUGAGCAGAGGAACAUGAGAUUACGUGGUAAUCCUGGAUUUAACCAAGGAGAACAUUGUGAGGAGCAUGUGACCUUCUUUAAACAAGUGUUUGGAGAGAACGCCUUGAUGAAAACAGCCACCGUAUGAAAAACAAAGGAAUGAAAGGUCGUCCUGACGGAUCAAUUGAUGGUUUGGCCCUGGAAGAAACUGAAUAACAAUGACUAUCAAAAUGUGAAGCUUUCAUUUACAAACACUAGAAUGAAUCCAGUUUUAGUAUCUUUUAGAAGAGAUUGUGAACUUCUUUGAAACUUAAAGUCUCUGUGCGCUUCAACGUUAACGUGUGCAAAACAAUAGGUCUACAGUGACAGCAGUUAUAAAUUGGGCUUAGAAUGCACAAAAACUAAUAUCGCCAAUAUUAAUUAAGCCUUUGCUUUGGCCACAUCACAACAUAGUGCUCAAUUUCUGUAUGUGAAUGUUGAUUAUGUAUAUAUUUAAAAAAAGAAAUGUCUAACUUUUACAAUAUAAUAAAUAUUAAGUUAAUAAUGAAUGUUAAUAUUAUUUGCAUUGCAAGUUUAUUAUACACAGCUUUUUCAACUUACAACAAAAGAAAGUUACAGGAUACUGGAGCAAAUCAAGGCAAUUAUUUGAAACUCAACAAUAAUCUUUUGGUAUAAUGAUAAUCCUUAGAAAUGCAUCAACAGAACCACCAACAGAUCUUUUAGAAUUGGUAAUUAUGUUUAUUUAUGCUAUUUGAAACUUGCUGCUGCAUUCAGUCCAAUUUCACUUCCUUUGGCUUUUUUCAAAUUGUUUCAUUUAAUAACACUGCAAUGUAACAAAGCAUCCAUAAAGAAUUAAAGCAUAAUUACAUUCCUAAAUUCUUACAGGUAGUGUCAGACAAGUGGAUUGACAUUCACAGGUGCCUUAUACAGAGAAGUACAGUAUACUUGUGCUACUUUACAUACUAAAUUGAUGCUAAUGCCUUUUUUAUAUCACAUUGAAUGCAAAAUCAAAGGUCAUUUUAUUUGCAUUUAAAGGCAGUGUUAUUGAAUAGUGUUAAAGACAGUUUUGAAUGGUUCUGGUGUGUGACAAAUUUAUUUUUAAAAGUGCAUUAUUAUUAGAAUUUAUUAUCUAAAAGAUACAAAGUCUUUGCAGGACACUAUCCAAAUGUCAACGUAUCCAAAAAUGUGAUUUUUGAGUACUUGUUGAAAAUAUUCAGCAUUUUCCUUGCAUUUCAUAAUUCAAUGCCUUGUUAAAAUCUGUGUGGCUGACAUAUUUUAAGUAACUUCGUAAGAACCUUCAAUAACCUUCCAGUUAAAACCUGCAGGAGUUAUAAAGAGUCAUAAUGGCCUGUUCUUUCAAUUCUGACAUUUAAAGUAGUUUGUCUGAGAAGUGUACACUUGCAGGGAACAAAAAACAAGCAGUCUGAUUUGUCAUCAGCUCUAUUAUGCAGAAUGAUAAAAAAAGUAUUUAAGGGACUUUUAGGUAAAAAUGCAACAUCAAAAAGGACUUUUGGCCUCUGUUGUUUUGUUUUAAUUAGUGUAAUGUAUCAAAGCUCCAGUUAGUGAAUUAUUAAAAACAAAUGCAUAUGGUUGUCACCAGUCAUUUAAAAAAAUAUUUUUGUGGUUCAGAUCAUCCACUAAGUGCAGUCCAACGCUGUCAAAUGUAAGACCAGCAAAUACUUGAUUUAUAGUCCACACAAUACAUAAACUAUACUAUAAAUUAAGAAUUUGCUCAAUGUAUUUUAGAUUUUUUUGACAAUUGUUUUUUCUACUGUAGAUAUGACAGUAUGCAGUAUAACAGUGUAUUCUUAAACUGAGAAAAUCCUAUUCUUUCAUAGGCAGUUAUUAUGGUACAAUUGUCAAGAAUACCUAUUAUAAAAGAAACCAAACAUUUUUAAAUUAUGCCUGUUGGGCCUUUUUUUGUUAUUCUGCUUUAAUUAAGUUCUUCUAUUUUUAAAGACAACCUUGAUCAAAAGCAAAAAAGACUUAUUAUUAUUUCUGUUCUGUUUUCCAGCAAACAUGUAAACAUCCUUUAAACAAGUAAUUUUUCAUAAGCAAAAUGACGCUAGAUAUUAAGUUUUGUUAUUAAAAGUUUGUGAGGUUUUGCCUUUGAAAUUAGUUCUUUUAUUAUUAUUAUUAUUAUUAUUAUUUGUAUUAUUAUCUCAUUGGAAAAUAUUUUUUUCUUGUUUUAAGCAUAAACACCAUUAAGCAAUUCUCAGUUAAGCUCAACUGACAUAUUGUUGAUUUACCACAACCAUUUUUAUUUUUUUUUAAAUCGACUUCGAAAAAUCGGUUACAGUGAGGCACUUACAAUGGA